Molecule: messenger RNA, 1845 nt
Organism: Sphaerulina musiva SO2202
Lineage: Eukaryota; Fungi; Ascomycota; Dothideomycetes; Mycosphaerellales; Mycosphaerellaceae
Product: multicopy enhancer of UAS2
Exons: 1
Coding region: 94-1026 (310 amino acids)
Biological process (GO): nucleoside metabolic process
Cellular component (GO): cytosol
Molecular function (GO): S-methyl-5-thioadenosine phosphorylase activity
Source: RefSeq, a predicted model, not a curated record
UACCUACUACCUACUACCUACUACUACUACUACUACUACUACUACUAGGUACCUGAGGCUCGUUCGUGUCAAGGAAAAAGAAGAAGAGCAAAGAUGGUGGCCGAUCACUACGACGGCAACAUUGCCAUUGCAGUCAUCGGCGGCACUGGUCUGCAGUCUCUGGCGGGCUUCACUCACGUAGCGACUCUCAAGCCCACCACGCCCUGGGGCUCGCCGUCGUCGCCCAUUUCGGUCUUGCACCACCCUUCGCCCACCACCGGCAACCCCAUCCCCGUCGCCUUUCUCUCGCGCCAUGGCCUGCACCACGAACUCGCACCGCACGAGGUCCCCGCCCGCGCCAACAUCGCCGCCCUGCGCCACCUCGGCGUGCGCACCAUCAUCGCCUUCUCCGCCGUGGGAAGUCUGCAGGAAGACAUCAAGCCCCGCGACUUUGUGGUGCCCGACCAGGUCAUUGACCGCACUAAGGGCAUCCGCCCCUUCACCUUCUUCGAGGGCGGCAUGGUGGGACACGUGGGCUUCGCGGACCCCUUCGACUCUAAGAUCGCCGACAUUGUGCGCCGCUGUGGACACUCGUUGGAGGGCGACGGCGUGCGGCUGCACGACCGCGGCACCAUCAUCUGCAUGGAAGGACCACAGUUUUCGACGCGUGCCGAGAGCAACAUGUACCGCAGCUGGGGAGGCUCUGUCAUCAACAUGUCUGUCCUUCCCGAGGCCAAGCUCGCGCGAGAAGCCGAGAUCGCCUACCAGAUGAUCUGCAUGAGCACCGACUACGACUGCUGGCACGACGCAGCGGGAGACGUGACGGUGGAGAUGGUCAUGGGCAACAUGAAGGCGAAUUCCGAGAAUGCGUAUCGCUUUGUGGGAGCGGUGCUGAACGAGCUGAGCAAAGAGGAGCAUGCUGAUAUUGUCGCUGCCCCUCAUCUGGCUGGCCAAACCAAAUUUGCCGGCGCAAUGACUGCACCCUCUGGUCGUUCAGCAGACGCUAAGCAGAAGCUCGCAUGGCUAUUCCCAGGCUACUUUGACUGACUGAGCUGAGAGUAACCCAGAUAUCCCACUCGAUCGAGUCACAUGGCCAGAACAGCGACUCUCAACAAUCGCCAAUCGCCUACAUAUAGACCACGAUACCCUGCCACGGCAUCCUCUCUCUCUACAUCUCCCGCGCCGUCCUCACGUCUCAUCUGGCCAUCUUUUCGUGGUGUCUACCAACAGCGUGCUGUUCGACAUAGUCUGCCAUCGUAUCCCAGUCCCGACACUUGUGCUGUAUUCCCCAACCAUUGACCGCAAACCUCCUGCCAUCCGCCUCCGUUCUCGGCCAUUCGAGUGUCAUAUCACCCGCGCACAUGAUGGCCUGUCGGAGAUAGUCAAAGCAGUGUAAGAUGUGAUCUGCUUGCGGCGCAAGCAAGACAUCAAACACUUGCUGCGCAUUGGUUCGAUUGAAAGAAGCUUGCAUCGUGAACAUAUAAGUUCUCAUAUGUCUCAGGCAAUGCAACUGAUGCCACAUGGAUAUAUCGUAGACUUGGCCAUAUCGAGUAUCCUUACCCGGUUGCGAGAGGAGGUGUAGUUGGCGAGGAUCAUCAAUGACCACAAAACCAUCACCUGGCUGUGACGGAUAUAUAUGUUGCAGUCAGUGUCUGCCUGCCCUUCAACAACAACAAACCAUCAUGCCAUGCCAUGCUUGGGGAAACACAAAAGACUUACAGGCAUCAUUUCCCCCCAAGCCGCAUCCGAUUCAAGAGAAGAAGCCGCAGCGAAUCUCUCAUCUUUUUCAAACGUGACUUUUGACCAGGGAACUUUUUUUCGUUUUAGAAGAAAAAAACACCAUCAUCGUCAGUCAGUCCCUCAGUC